Molecule: messenger RNA, 1077 nt
Organism: Megalops cyprinoides (Indo-Pacific tarpon)
Lineage: Eukaryota; Metazoa; Chordata; Actinopteri; Elopiformes; Megalopidae
Exons: 5
Coding region: 50-940 (296 amino acids)
Biological process (GO): signal transduction
Source: RefSeq, a predicted model, not a curated record
GCCUUAUUUAAGCACACUCUGUAUUUGUUCUGUUUAACGUAGAGAGGAGAUGUCACCUCAUGUAAUGCUGUCCUACCAAUGGGAUGACCAGGCUCUUGUUAAAAAGGUUUACGAUCGUCUCAAAGAGGAUGGAUUACCAGUCUGGAUGGACAUUGAAGGGGGAGUGUCAGGAAAUAUCAAUGACGCGAUGGCCGCCGGAGUGGAAGAGGCGGCAGUGAUAUGUCCCUUCAUGACUCCGGCGUACCAGGCCUCCCGCAGCUGUAAGAAGGAGCUGAACUACGCAGAUAUGCGGGGGGUCAAUAUAGUGCCCGUGAUGCUGGCAAAGAACUGGGAGGCCAGCGAGUGGCUGGGGUUGAUUACAGCAGGUCUGCUCUGGAUGGAUUUCAGAAAUGCAGAGAAAAGUGAUGACCAUUUUGAAAAGUGCGUCAAGUCCUUGGAGGAUGAGAUUAUGUUUAGCGUGGGGAACCUCCUUACUGUGGAGGCCCCCGCCCAUGGGGUGGACGGCCGGCCUGAGGAGCGACCCUCCCUGAGGAAGAAACCGGGACGAGGGUUCCGCCAUGCCCUCACGGGACUCUACCUGUGGGAAUCAGGUGAACAGAAAUUCCACCCGGUCAGUGAUGUCAGGAACUCAGUGGAGCUCCACGAGUCACCAGGAGACAACGGAUACUGGGAGGAAAUAAAGGGCAAUGACUGCAAACAUUACAGGAAUGUGAUUACAAAUGGAUAUCUGGGAUUUGACCCCGAUGGAAAUUACGUUUACACGAAAGCGAAUCCCUAUGGGGCAGAGGAGUGGCUGCUGAUGGUGGACGAGAGUGACCAGAGCCCAGAGAGGGCGGUGGUCAUAAAGAACAGGCACUCCCAGAGGUUCCUCGCCGUGCAAAAUGGCAAACUGGCCGGACUGACGAGCUACACUGAAGGCUGCAAGUGGUUUUUAGAGUAACGGAGCAAAUCAUAUUCAUUUUGGCUGUCUGUCAUCUUGGUAACCCAUUACAGAGUUACCAAGGUUACACUUCACAAAGCCUUAAAUAUUGCAACUGCCUCCUGAACUUUAAAAUAUUUUAAAAUAAAAAAGAAGCA